UUGUAGUAUAGUGGUAAGUAUUCCCGCCUGUCACGCGGGUGACCCGGGUUCGAUCCCCGGCAACGGCGUACUUUUUUCCUUCUUUCCCUUAUAUUUUAAUUUUGAAGUUUCAUUCAUUUGCGGAGUGGAAGAGGUAGAUGGAGCGAACUGCAUAUAUAUACUUCCUGUAAAACCCCCUUUUCCCGCCAUCGACAAUCUUUCACUAUCUCUCUCCCAUUUUCUCUCUCUCUCUUCUUCUUCUUCUUCUUCGAUGGUGAGGACUAGAACCGCCGCACCUACAGAUUCCGAACCGGAAAAUGACGAUAACCUCGAAGUUAUCUCAAUCGGUUCACUCUACAAUGGACCUUGGGACAAGAAGUAUUGGAGCAGUUCUAGGGGAAAAGAUCGAUAUCCAUAUCCAGUUGGCUACCAAGCUGUUAGAGCUCAUAAUGGUACUACUUAUAAGAUGGAAAUUGUUGAAGGUGUUAAUGGGCCUAAUUUUUUGAUUUCUUCUGAUGAUGGGAAUUCAGUUUCUGGUAAAACUCCAGACUUUGCAUGGAAGGAAUUUCAGAAGAAAGGUUGCACCCGCAUGAAGAGUUGGCAUGGGAAGCGACUUUCAUCUAAGAUGGAUGGCUUGGAGCUCUUUGGGUUCAAAAACCAGUUUAUUCAGAGGUUGCUUCGUGAACUAGGGGCAGAUAUAAAUGGAAUAGUAGAACGGAGCAUAGUACCCUCAAACAUCAGUAAUGAGGUUUCUAAAACACAGCAUGAUGAUUGCCACCCUAAUGUAGGCACCAGUCCUGAUUUAUUGGUUUCCUUGAAAAGAUCACAUGUUACAGGGAAGAGAAGUAGACAUGAACUUAAAAAAAAGAAGUUAAAUGGCAGAUCUGGACCUCAAUCUGUAGAACUUGCUUGUAGUAGUGCUUCAGAUGUAAAGAAUGAAACAACACUUGUUGAAGGGAGUUCUACAACCAACAAUGGUUUAGAAGACGAGGAUGGCGCCCACAAUCAAAUAGAUGUAUCACCUUCGCUGCCAAUAAAGCCAUCUGUUGGUAAAACAAGUAAUUGCAUUGCAUCCCAAAAUGGCCAGCUAUUGAAUCCUAUUGAUAUAUCUGAGGACAAAAAAGUGGGAGCUGUACCUUCGGAGAGACAGACAGGGUUUCUCUCCUCUGCAAAUAAAAAAAGUACAGAAAUAACUGAAAACUUGUCUACAGAAAAACUGCUUCAUAGGUCACAUGAUGUGGAGAUGAAAAUGACAAGUUUGUUGGUCACAGCAGAAGAUGACAAAGUGAUGCAGUCAGGUUCUAAAGAGUCUCAGGGUUGUAUUGGCAAUGAUCUUUGUGCUCCUGAUACACUAGAUUUACAAGAAAAUGCCUCUGAUUCUGCACCAAGUAAUUUGGACAAGAAUACUUACAGUGAGCCAGCUUGUGAGGUCUCCUCUGAAGAUUUGUUAAAAUCAAAACACGAGGAAGUGCUUAGACCUGAUUCAAAUCUCUGCUCAGAGAAAAAUGAUUUUAAUUCAGCUGGCCAGAAUGUGGCAAAUUCAAUGAUGUCACUUCUGCUUCCUCAAGCAGUUCCUUUACUGAGUAAUGUCUCAACAGAUAAGAAGUUUACUUUUAUCACUUCGGAUAUAUUGCCUUCUAUGGUAACAAACUCUAAGGAAGAACAAAAUGAAGUUGUACAUGUUUUGGAUGUACCAUCAUCUGAUAAAAUGGUAACAGAGGAUGCAUAUGGGGAACAAGGUGAGAAGAUACAUAAGCCAAAUACUGGCCCAAGUUCAAAUUCUUAUAAUACUGAACAUAUGAAGUCUAUUGUUCUUGAUAGUUUUGAGUAUAGUCAAUGUGAGGAUCUCAAAAACUCAGAAAUCUUAUCUUUUGAUAUUGUGGAAGCUGAUAAAUCUAGUUUCACUAAAGAAAUGUGUUGUCCGAAAAGUCAAGAACAGCUUCCUGGUGAUUUGCCAAAUGGACCAUCCACAUGCUGUGCUUCAGAGUUGGAAUUUAAAAACAGACCUCCUGAUUACGAUGCAUGUGUUCCUGAUUCUGUUCUGGAUGACAUGUCUCCUCCUGAUGUAUGCAUUCCUGAUUCUGUGCUGGACGACAUUUGUCCAGCGCAUGAUAGUUUCAGUUCACUGCAAAAUGGCCUGUCAGCUGGUCAGGAUUUUACUGGAGAAAACACACAAGAUGAAGCUGUUGGUAAAACAGGCAAUGUUAAAACAAUGAUGAUGUCUUCUUCUCAGUCACCAAAUAUUGUAUACACCAGAAGAAAGAGGCGAAAUUCUGUUUGUCUCCAAGGAAAUUGUUUCUCUGUGAAGAGUAUAGAAUGUGACAAGAUUGAACUAGGUACUCGUCAAACUCAUACUGCUAGAGACACUGUCCUUCCCUCAAAAACCAUUCAAACAAAAAAUGAUAAACUAUGCGAACCAGAUGAUUCUGCAGGUUUAUUGUUAGAAACACUCCAAGCUCAUAGUGACAUACCAGAUGUACAAAGCAACUUAGCGGAGCUAAACCAUUCAUCUCAGAAUCCAAACCCACUUUCCUUUGAAAAUAAGUGCUCUGGUAGCAAGGAGGCUCAGUUUGUUUCAGAACCAAUGGUCCAAAAAAACCAGGAACUCAAGAAUAAUCUGAACAGCAAUGUAAAGUUUGUAGGGUGCUACAUGCACCCAAUGCCUGUUUCAUCAUUACUUUUAAAAACAAGAGAGGAUGAAAUCCACAUUUGCGUUUUAUGUGGCCUUACGGGUCAGCACAGAACCCUGUUUACCUACAAGGUAGCUAUCAAGGGAUCAAAUUUUGGUUGCCCUUCUGUCAUGGCUCACACCCCAAUAAUGUUGCCAGAUCCAAAAUAUAACUUCAUGGGAGAAACUAUCCUGGAAAGAACCGGGGUGGAGUUGACUCCUGAUGGACAGUAUAUUGUCUUAAUAGGCAGCAUAAAAACCCCCAAUUGCAGGGAAGGAAAAAUUGAUUGUUGUUGCUCAACAUGCACAUCAGUCUGCUCCAAGAAGAAUGCUUUGAAGAUUGUUCAUGUAGAAAGUGGUUAUGUAUCAGUUUUGGCAAUAUUGGAAGCUGUUGAAGAUUUACAUUGUAUUUUGGUUUGUGAAGCUAACCGACUUGUUUCUGUUGGAGAGAGUGGGAGACUACAAGUGUGGGUCAUGAAUUCAACAUGGAGUGAAAAGAUAGAGUGCUUCAUCAUUCCAUCUGAUGGUUCCAUGUCCCCUGGCAUUGUGGAAUUGAAGAGGGUUCCAAGGUGUGCUCAUUUGGUUGUCGGCCGAAACAUCUAUGGAGAAUUCAGUUUAUGGGACAUUACCAAGCUCAAUUGUGUUUCAAGCUUCUCCGCUUCAAAAUAUCCAAUUAAUGAGUUCUUUCCCAUAAGCUUGUCCGAUUUGCAAACUAAAGGCUUGGGAUUGAGCUAUGCUAGCAUAGAGGAGAAGUCUGAAAAACUUUUAGGAGCAACCAAUUUCUGGCUCUCAGAGCAAAGAGAGACCGGCUGUGUUUAUCUACCAACUGAAGAUGUUGCUAUGUGGUUUCUUGUCUCGACUCCCUCGGACUUUGAUUGUUGCCAGAAUCAGGUUUCAACUUCAAGUCAUCACGAUGUACAUACAGCUAGAAGUUGGAGGCUUGCUCUUUUGGUGAAAAAUAGCAUAGUUUUUGGAAGUCCCUUGGAUCCUAGGACAACCACUGCUGGUGUCUCAGGUGGUUAUGGAAUCAUCAGCACAAGUGACGGUGUGGUAUAUAUGUGGGAAUUAUCUAGAGGAUCCAAGCUUGAUACUUUGCACCAUUUUCAUGAUGGCACUGUCACAAGUGUUGCUACGGAUGAUUUGAAUUUGAAUUCAAGAAGUGCCGUGGGAGUCGCUGGUGAUGCAGGCCAACUGUUGCUUUAUCUACAUCUUCAUGAUCCGAACUCAAAAGAAUAGACCAUGAGCUUUCAAGCCUGUAUAGAAGUUGUUGCGGUUAUAUAGAAAGCUUGUAUAGAAAUUGUUGUGGUUAUAGCUAAUGCAGUUAUAGUGCUUUAAAAAUUUAUGCAUCUCAAUUCCUAUUAAUGUUUUGUACCAUUCUCAACCAAAUUCCAUGGUUCCAAUUUCAGUUGAGCAACUAACUAUAAUAUCAAUUUAUUGCCUUUUGUUGAAAUUGAUGCAGAUUUUUAGAAUAUUCUAGUAAAAAUAAAUAGUAAUGUAGUAAAGACUAGAACAUAUAUUCUAAAGUUGAUAAAUA
Trifolium pratense (red clover) is the source of this 4181-nucleotide messenger RNA. RefSeq lists its product as uncharacterized. Gene Ontology annotation, cellular component: nucleus. Gene Ontology annotation, biological process: regulation of cell cycle. NCBI's taxonomy places the organism in Eukaryota, Viridiplantae, Streptophyta, Magnoliopsida, Fabales, Fabaceae. Bases 251 to 3883 code for a protein of 1210 amino acids. The record is from RefSeq and is a predicted model, not a curated record. Gene Ontology annotation, molecular function: protein binding. The transcript has 14 exons.